GCAUGAGGAAGCCUCUUGGGGUCGUCUGUGAUGCAGCGUGGGCCCACCAGGGCACCAGGGUUCCCAUGCAAACGCAGCAAAGCAUAUUGUUCUAAGGGGUUCGCAUGUGAAAGGGCAGCGCUUUGGCUCAAGUCUGGUGUGCCUUCAGUCCGUUACCGAGGGAAGCACGUUGGUUCAUUGUCGUUGUUGCACGUGCGAUGGAUUGCGCGGAGAACGUGAUAUAUCCUUGCUUAGAAUUGCGCGCCAGUGCGACCGUAAGCGUGCUGGAUGCCAUAUCUGAAGAGGUUAUGCAGCAAUUGUGUUUGUGUCUGCCAGGGCGAGAGCUGAUUCGGUUUUCUGCAGCAGCGAGGCCGCUGAAGGAGCUGGUGUCAUCGUCUGAUGCGAUCUGGAAGCGUCUGGUCCGAGCUCUGCUGGGGGAGCCGUACUGCCACCUGCACGCGGCUCUCGCGGCAAAGGCAAAUCGGAUCACAGACACGGAGUUCUGGAGAACCCUGUUCAGACACGGCCAAGAGCUGCGUGUUGCCCGCUGGGCGCCCUCUCUGCGCUCCGCCUUCCUGGGCUGCUCUCCGGGUGCCCAGCCCGACGCGGAGGCCGCGGUGGAGGCAGCAAAGGAGCGAGCCAGCCAAGCAGUGGUUGGCAGCGGCCACUGCUCUGUGGGCAUUGGAAAUCGGGUUGUCAAAAUCGGAGGCCUGCGGCCAAGUUGUGACCUCGAGCACCUCCAUGCGGCAAUUUUCGACCUAACAGCCCUAACCAUUCACGAGCUGGAGCUCACGGAGGACAGUCAAAAACCAGAGCGCCGGCUACGGCAUGCAGCUUGUGAGAUCAGGCCAGCAGUCACCAAUUCGAGGCCUGCUGUCCUAGUGCUCGGCGGUUGUCAUGACCAGACGAAGCAGCCGUGCAAAGGGGGCUUGAAGUUGCUCCACAUUUUAGAGCUUUUCGACGACAAGCCCGCGCUCGGAAGGUGGCAUUCUCUCGAAGCGCAUGGCGAGGCUCCUGCGGCCAUCUGGCACCAUAUUUGUGGUGCGUUCGCAUCAGGAACUCGGGUCGUGGUAUCGGGGGGAGAUUUCCCGAGCAGUGACCCUGAAUUCGUGCACAUCACAAACCGAUCCGUGCCAGCUAGCUUUGUGUACUUACUCGAUGUCAUGGCUUUGAGCUGGGAGCGCGUUCAGACCACAGGACCUGCUCCAACCUGGCGCUCGCUGCACGCAGGCUUCACUCACGUUGACAUUUCCUCUCAUUCGGAACGCCUGGUCAUCCUGGGAGGCUGCGCUGAGCAUCUUCCAAUCUUCAGUAGCUCCGAUGACCUGGAGCACAUGAUCGGCCACGCCCUUGACCUCCGCAGUUUCCAGUGGCUGCCGCAGCCCCAGAACAGAGGGUCUUGGUCUCUUCCGCCCGCACGCCUCCGCCUUGCCUCGGAGAAGAUCGGCGAGUGGCUCCUCCUCUAUGGUGGGCGCAGCUCUGGGGAUGCGAUCAGAGAGCGCGCUCGCCUCUUCAAGCUGAACUUGAGGACGCUCGCGUGGGACGCCCUGGAGGUGCGUGGUCGGGAAGGCAGCCAUCCAGCCGCCCCUGCCGCCACGAUGAGCGCCGGGCUUGUCAUCUGGGGAACAGUUCACCGCAUUCGGCAUCCGGACGGUGCCAGGUUGGAUGUCUUGACCCUGUGGAGCCCAGACGGAGAGUCCGGGGCAGACGACGGACAAGAAGAGGAGCCAGAGAGCGAGGAAGAGGACGACAGCCCUCGCGAUGCAGUGUCCGUUCUAGUCAGGGACUCGCAGGGCAACGCGCGCCGUAUGGUGCUCUCCAGAACGAUGCUCCAGCUCUUGCUGGCUCGACAGGCUCGUGGUGGCCAGCCUGGUCAGAGCGACGACGAGGAUUGACUCGGAGGAGGGGAGGGCGCGUAAUAUUGACAAUGAAUGAGUGGUUCACGCUAUUCUCCUAGUGCGGGUGGGCUGGCCUGCCAGGUCCCAGCAUAUGUUUCCGGCAUCGGAUUUCGGCUGCAGAUUCUUGGUGACGUUCGCAAGUCUCCGAGAUUAUGGUCGACAUGUACACAACCAUGUAGUUUUACAAAGAUGCGAGGACUGAUGCACUUCCGCUGUGCUGGCAUUGGAUGCACCUCGCGGUUUCAGUUUAAACGCCUUUGGGCGUCUGACUGCGUCGGCAUCCCUCGGACACCUGAGCAGCCCGCUUAGGUCCUCAAUUUUCGUUUCGCUUUCUGAGCGUAUCCCUUAGUUUCAGCGCUCUCUUCUCGUUGAAGCAAGCCAGUUAGGUGUUCCUGGAUCGCAGCGCGGGAACAAAAGCGUCACUGAGUCACCUAGAGUCGUUCACCAUGGUUUUGUCAUGCCGUCAUGGCCACAGAUUGUGGAAGAAGGGCAGUUGGAAAGUUGGAAGAGAAGCAUGCGACAUGAGUGGACGUUGAUAGUUGAUAUGGUUGUGGCUGCAGAUUGAAGGACACGGACCGGACCGCCUAAGCAUCGGGAGAUAGUGGGCGGGGAGAGUUAGCAACAUUCUGCAAGCGGAAAAGCAGGUGUGCGAUUACCGUGAGUGUGAAGAGCGGUUCAGGACGUAUAUCAUCGAGGAAGCGCCUUCGGGAAAACAAGAAACAUUCCGUCAGAUUGAGUGUCUCAUCCUCCUUUUUCUCCUCGUCAUCCCUCUCCUCGCUCUUCCUCCUUCUUCUCCUCUUUGUCCUGUCUCUUCCUCCUAGACGGCCCCGUCUUCCUCCUCCUCCUCUUUCCCCUCCUUGGCGACCCAUCGUACUCCAGGCCUCUCGGGCUGCGGCGGCCUUGUUGAGGUCCCUGGACCUCCCAGGGCCAUCGUGCAGCUUGUAUGACAGUACGCUUGGCACUUUUGGACCAUCCCGAGAUAUACUCGAAACGUCGGAGUGAGGACCGCUUUGGUUCUGGCAUCACGAAAGAUCGAUGCUGCCAGCUGUCCGAAGUGUUUGAUGUUUGGAGGCCCGUUUCGGGCCCGUGGCCAUCAAAAAGCGACCUUGGAUGGACCAACAAUUACGGACCAGGAUAGGGACGAGAGGUCCAGGGGUCCACGUCACAAACAAAUCGCGAUAUCAGAGAUCUGGGGGAAGGGGUCCCGGGGUUCCUUUUGUAUUUCCAUUGGCUUCUUCCUGGAAUAUCUUCGGACAUAUGGGCACACUUGGGGCCAGAAAGUGGUUUCGUUAACCGCUAAAGCAUUCCGCCUCCUUCCCUGGAGGCCUCAAGUAUGCUCAAGUGUUUGCGGCUGAUGUGUAGGCAAUGGCGAGGAACCCAGGAACAUUUUUGUUGUCCUUGCUGCCCCUCAUCGACCUCCUCCCGACCUCAUCCUCAUCCUGAUCAUCUGGGCAUUCUCAUCACGGAGCAGUGGCCGUUCUCACCUCAGGCAUUUGCUAACCCAAAGGACAGAGGAGACGGAGGAGGA
Messenger RNA from Prorocentrum cordatum, 3405 nucleotides. Lineage: Eukaryota; Dinophyceae; Prorocentrales; Prorocentraceae. The record is from the annotation of a GenBank genome assembly.